Molecule: messenger RNA, 1200 nt
Organism: Calliphora vicina (urban bluebottle blowfly)
Lineage: Eukaryota; Metazoa; Arthropoda; Insecta; Diptera; Calliphoridae
Exons: 7
Coding region: 162-974 (270 amino acids)
Source: RefSeq, a predicted model, not a curated record
UUAUUCUUUCAAUAUUACAACUGGAACGAAUUUAAAAGAAGUCAAACAAAUCUAUUAGAAAAAUAAUUAUUGUUUCGAAUUUUAAACCAAGCAAAUCAUUUAAAAUAUAUUUUAUACACAACGCGAGUUAAACUUAAAUAACUAUAAAUACAAUCAAAUAAAUGGAAGCGAAACGUAGUCACUUGCAAAAUACCACGCAAUAUCAGGCAAAUGGUCAUCGCGUUAACACAGGAUCCUCAAAAACACAAGUAUUGAAGAAAAAUACCAGCGGGGUUAGUUUGACACCCAGUCAAGCUGUUGAACAAUUAAAACCAAAUGUUCAUAAACAUCCUUUAGAUGCUUUAAGCAAACUACCAAAUAAAGAGCCAACAGUGGAACGUAGAUCGGGUCUGCAAGAUGUUGAUGAGGAUUAUUUGAAGCAAAAUAUAUUUCAAAAACCAUAUUUUCCUAAGAAUUCGGGCUUAAACGAUGUUAACAUUGCUCAAAAUCAAAUGGCAAAUCCGCCCGCCGCUGGACAGCCUUCAAUUCAUCCCUCCGAAGGAUUUGUAGCAAAUCAAAUAACCUCGCAGGCUCAACUUAAAGUUCAACAAACACAUGUUCAAAGUCCAGCUGGAACUAUGCCACUACAACAAAACCAACAAACAAUGAAUGCAAAGAAUCAGAUAAAUCAUAAUCCUAUAACAGUGCAGCAGGAUUUUCACCAACAGCAGCAACAAAUAACUCCAAAUCAAAAUGUUUCAACGCAUGGACACUCUCAGCUAAAUUCUGGCCAACCACAAACAACCAUUUAUAAUAAUACUCUAACAAGUCCAGAACCUGAAAUGUGCACAACUUGUCCCAAUUGUCAGACCACCAUUUAUUUAGUACGUGGAACCGAUAUGACCCAUGAUAUGACGCCAAAAGUACCAACUAAUAAUGGUGGUCAACAAACAGCUGCUGAUACGGCACCCGCAAUGUCAGCGGGCUCAGCUUGAAUAUUUUUAAAAUAAUUUCGUAAGGAUUGUAAAUUAAAAAUUUGUAUUUGUAUGUUAUUAAAUUGAUUGUGAUGAUGAGUUUAAGUCACUUGUUUUUAUUAUUGCAUAUAAAAAAAAUUUAAUUAAAAUUAUUAUGGUAUUCUGAAUUUGUCUUUGAAGCCUUUGAUUUAAAUAUAAUUUUAUAUUCUGUAUUAAAGAGAAAAUAAUAUUAAAAAAAUAUAUUCUU